Messenger RNA from Acomys russatus (golden spiny mouse), 2420 nucleotides. RefSeq names its product tripeptidyl peptidase 1 (gene Tpp1). The record is from RefSeq and is a predicted model, not a curated record. Gene Ontology annotation, biological process: central nervous system development; proteolysis. The coding region runs from base 47 to 1765 and encodes 572 amino acids. NCBI's taxonomy places the organism in Eukaryota, Metazoa, Chordata, Mammalia, Rodentia, Muridae. Gene Ontology annotation, molecular function: serine-type endopeptidase activity; tripeptidyl-peptidase activity. The transcript is spliced from 12 exons.
AAACAGGAUUGCAUUAGCGGGGUUACACCUUUGCGGAGGGAGUACAAUGGUGGUUCGGCUCCUGAUGAAACCCACCUGCGUUCUCUGCAGCCUUUUAGGGCUCCUUGCUUUCGUCGUCGCCGGCCAAUGCACUCACAGCCCUGAGCCGGACCAACGGUGGAUGCUGCCCCCAGGCUGGGUGUCCCUGGGCCGCGUGGACCCUGAGGAAGAGCUGAGUCUCACUUUUGCGCUGAAACAGCAGAACGUCGAAAGACUCUCGGAGCUGGUGCAGGCUGUGUCGGAUCCCAGUUCUCCUCGAUAUGGAAAGUACCUAACCCUGGAGGAUGUAAGUGAGCUGGUCCGACCAUCUCAACUGACUUUUCACACUGUCCACAAAUGGCUCUCAGCAGCUGGAGCCCGGAACUGCCGUUCAGUGGUCACGCAGGACUUUCUGACUUGCCGGCUGAGUGUCUGGCAGGCUGAGCAGCUGCUCCCUGGGGCUGAAUUUCAUCGCUAUGUCGGGGGACCUGCGGAGACCCGCGUUGUAAGGUCCCCGCAUCCCUACCAACUCCCCCAGGCCUUGGCCCCUCAUGUGGAUUUUGUGGGGGGACUGCACCGUUUCCCCCCUAUAUCAUCUCUGAGACAACGGCCAGAACCGCAAGGGGUAGAAACUGUUGGCCUGCACAUGGGAGUAACUCCGUCUGUGCUCCGUCAGCGGUACAACCUGACAGCACAAGAUGUGGGCUCUGGCACCACCAACAAUAGCCAAGCCUGUGCCCAGUUCCUGGAACAGUACUUCCACAACUCAGAUCUGUCCGUGUUCAUGCGCCUGUUCGGUGGUGGCUUUGCGCACCACACAUCCGUAGCCAGAGUGGUUGGAAAACAGGGGCGAGGCCGAGCUGGGAUCGAGGCCAGUCUAGAUGUAGAGUACCUGAUGAGCGCUGGUGCCAACAUCUCCACAUGGGUCUACACGAGCCCUGGCCGCCAUGAGGCACAGGAGCCCUUCUUACAGUGGCUCCUGCUUCUCAGCAAUGAGUCAACCUUGCCACACGUACAUACUGUGAGUUACGGAGAUGAUGAGGACUCUCUUAGUAGCAUCUACAUGCAGAGAGUCAACACUGAGUUCAUGAAGGCUGCUGCUCGUGGUCUCACGCUCCUUUUUGCCUCAGGUGACUCUGGAGCUGGGUGUUUGUCUGUCUCCAGAAGAUACAAGUUCCGUCCUAGCUUCCCUGCUUCUAGCCCUUAUGUCACUACAGUAGGAGGCACCUCCUUCAAGAAUCCCUUCCUCAUCACAGAUGAAGUAGUUGACUAUAUCAGUGGUGGAGGCUUCAGCAAUAUUUUCCCACAGCCUUCCUACCAGGAGGAAGCAGUAGCCCAGUUCUUGAAGUCCAGCGCUCAUCUGCCACCGUCUAGUUACUUCAAUGCCAGCGGCCGUGCCUACCCAGAUGUUGCCGCACUUUCUGAUGGCUACUGGGUGGUCAUCAACAAGAUCCCCACCCCGUGGGUAUCUGGAACCUCGGCCUCUACUCCAGUGUUUGGGGGAAUUUUAUCCUUGAUAAAUGAGCACAGGAUCCUCAAUGGCCGCCCCCCUCUUGGCUUUCUCAACCCAAGGCUCUAUCAACAGCAUGGGACAGGACUCUAUGAUGUAACCCGUGGCUGCCAUAAGUCCUGCCUGAAUGAAGAAGUGGAGGGUCAGGGUUUCUGCUCUGGUCCUGGUUGGGAUCCUGUGACAGGCUGGGGAACACCCAACUUCCCAGCACUACUGAAGACCCUUCUUAACCCUUGACCCUUUCCUGCCCUGCUGGGAAAGCAGAACUGUCCCCUGUACUACAGGAGAAGGCUCAGUUCCUUAUUAUUGCUCGACAGAAGCCCUGCUGAAUGCUUCCUUGUGGCCUGCUGCAGGCAUCUUCUCCCUAACCCUCAAAUGCUGGGAGCAGGACUCGACUGGAACCCUACUGUGCUCCAUCAAACUCAGGUCUCCUAAUUUCUGCCUCGAGAUCCUCAACAAGAUGCUAUAACCAGCAUCUCUUGUCUUGCCCCAACCCCCAUCUCUUUUUCCCUCUUUCCAACUUGAGAAGUGAAAGCAGGGGCUGAAGGGCGGUCUUCCAUUACUGACACCAGCCAGCAGGCCUAUCCAAUGCUUACCACCUCUGCACCGACUUACGCUCUGUUUCUCUUAAGUUGGUUUCUCAGUUCACAGUAUUGAGACCUUUGCACUAAUCAUUUAGUCCAGGGAGCAAUGGUCUCCCUGAUGUUUUCUAGUAUACACUUUUCAAUCUUUGUUUUAUGGCCAUUUUGUUUGUUUGCUUGCUUAAGAACAGGUUGGCAACAAUCUAUAUACAUCGUCUAAAAAAAGUUAAAAAUUUGUAAACUUAAAAUGUUUUAAAUAUGUUCUCAUUGGCAAAAUUUCUCAACAAAAUAAACAGGUCAUUACAAAAUUU